Molecule: messenger RNA, 6593 nt
Organism: Cyprinodon variegatus (sheepshead minnow)
Lineage: Eukaryota; Metazoa; Chordata; Actinopteri; Cyprinodontiformes; Cyprinodontidae
Gene: dock11
Product: dedicator of cytokinesis 11
Exons: 54
Coding region: 222-6500 (2092 amino acids)
Biological process (GO): positive regulation of filopodium assembly; positive regulation of GTPase activity; small GTPase-mediated signal transduction
Molecular function (GO): guanyl-nucleotide exchange factor activity
Source: RefSeq, a predicted model, not a curated record
AUCAUCAUCCCCAUCAGCAGCAGCGGCAGCAGCCCCGCCUCAGGACGCGAACCGCUGGCUCGUUCCUCCCUGACUCAGACUCUGACUCUGACUCCUCCACAUCUGGCGGGCUGUCAGAAGGUCGCUGAUCCAUCGCUCCGUUCCCACCGGCGCGGCAUGUUCACAUCCACGCCGUCUCGCCACAAGAAGAAAAAGAAGCGGAUUUUAAGCGGUGCUGCGUAAUGUCUGAGGUGCGGAAAUUCACAAAGAGGCUGAGCAAGCCGGGGACGGCCGCGGAAGUCAGACAGAGCGUGUCGGAGGCAGUGAGGACUACCGUGGACCCGGUGGAGCAGCCGAAGAUCAUCGAGCCUCUGGACUACGAAGCGGUGGUGUUUCAGAGGAAAGCCCAGAUCCACAGUGACCCCCACAGAGACCUGCUCCUCUGCCCUGUUGACGAUGUUUCGGAAUCCCAGAUCUCCCGACAGAGGAGGACGGUCUUUACCUCCGUUCCUCAGAAUGCUGAGCAAGAGGCCAGGAGCCUGUUUGCUAAAGAGUGCAUCAAGAUGUACAACACCGACUGGCACAUCAUUAACUACAAAUAUGAGGCUUACUCAGGAGAUUUCCGCAUGCUGCCAAACAAAGGGCUGAAGACAGACAAGCUUCUUGCUCAUGUGUUUGAGAUCGACGAAGAUGCCAAAGAUGAGGACACGUCUUCGCUGUGCUCCCAGAGGGGAGGCAUCCUGAAGCAGGGCUGGCUGCAGAAAGCCAACAUCAACAGCAGCCUGUCUGUCUCCAUGAGGGUGUUUAAACGGAGGUACUUCUAUCUAUCCCAGCUUCCUGACGGAUCCUACAUCCUCAACUCCUACAAGGAUGAAAAGAACUGCAAGGAAACCAAAGGCUCCAUCUACCUGGACUCCUGCAUAGAUGUUGUUCAGAGUCCCAAGAUGCGCCGCAACGGUUUCGAGCUGAAGAUGCAGGACCGCUACAGCCACUUCCUGGCUGCGGACAGCGAGGCAGAGAUGGAGGACUGGGUGGCCACGCUUAGACAGGCUCUGCAGAGCGGCGCUGAGGCCAUCCCCGAUAAGAGGAACGGAGCCGAGCCGACGGACUUUGCCACAGAUGACGACACUGUAAGCCAAGGAAAAGGUGAGGCUCUGCAGGAGAACCAGGGGAGGAGUCUACAGAACGAACUGAUGAAGUACAUGAGGGAGACAGACCAGCUCAAUAAGAUCAACAGGAAUGAAGGAAGACAAAAGCUUUUCUCCCUGGACCCUGAAACACAGAGGCUGGACUUCUCGGGCAUUGAGCCAGAUGUGAAGCCGUUCGAGGAGCGUUUUGGCCGCCGCAUCAUGGUCAGCUGCCACGACCUCACCUUCAGCCUCCAGGGCUGCGUUAAUGAAAAGGCUGAUGGUGUCCUGACAAACGUGGAGCCGUUCUUCAUCUGCCUUUCCCUCUUCGACCUGUCCAAAAACUGUAAGAUCUCGGCCGACUUCCACGUGGACCUGAACCCGCCGUGUGUCCGGGAGAUGCUGAUCGAUCCUUCCGGUCAGCUGACUCCGUCGUCUGACUCUGAGGGUGCAGAUGGAAGAUCUGGAGAUGGGGGAGGAGGGGUGAUGGUGAAUGGAGACUAUGGGAGAGGGAACGGCCUUCCUGUUGUGCAGAGGGUGUCAGAAGCUCUGCUCCGCUUCCCAACGCAGGGCAUUUUUUCAGUCACCAACCCUCAUUCUGAUAUCUUCCUGGUGGCUCGUGUGGAAAAGGUGCUGCAGAAUGGGAUCACCCACUGCGCUGAGCCUUACAUCAAAACCUCCGACAUCAACAAGACGGCCCAGAAGGUCCUCAAAGGUGCUAAACAGACCUGCCAUCGCCUGGGCCAGUACAGGAUGCCUUUCGCCUGGGCUGCCAAGCAGGUGUUUAAAGAUGCUCAGGGCAGCCUGGACAUGGAUGGGAAGUUUUCUCCGCUCUAUCGCCAGGACAGCAGCAGAAUCUCCACAGAUGACCUCCUCAAGCUGCUGGCCGACAUCAGAAGACCUGAGAAGAGCAAACUUCAGAUCAUCCCAGGACAGCUGAAUGUGACCAUUGAAUGUGUGCCACCCGAUUUCUCAAACACUGUGACGUCUUCCUACAUCCCCAUCAAACCCUUCGAGGACGGCUGUGAACGUGUUUCUGUUGAGAUCGAGGAGUUCCUCCCAGUUGAGGCCAAGUACAAAUACCCUUUCACCGUCUACAAGAACCAGCUCUACAUCUACCCCCUCCAGCUCAAAUAUGACAACCAGAAGAGCUUCACUAAGGCUAGAAACAUUGCUGUCUGCAUGCAGUUCAAAGAUUCAGAUGAAGAAAACUCUGUCCCUUUAAAGUGCAUCUACGGCAAGCCGGGAGACUCCCUCUUCACUAGCAGCGCCUAUGCAGCCGUCCUGCACCACAACCAGAGCCCAGAGUUCUAUGAUGAGGUUAAAAUUGAGCUGCCCGUCCAUGUGCAUGAGAAACACCACAUUCUCUUCACCUUUUACCACAUCAGCUGUGAGUCCAGCAGUAAGGCGAGCAGCAAAAAGAAAGACGGAGUGGAGACACUGGUGGGCUACUCCUGGAUGCCUCUGCUCAAAGAUGGGAGGAUGCAGUCAUCUGAGAUCCAGUUACCUGUAGCCGCUACUCUACCUGCUGGAUAUAUGGGUCAAGACAGCAGAAAGUCCCAGCCAGAUAUCAAGUGGGUGGAAAAUGCCAAGCCAUUGUUUAAAGUAAAGACCAACGUAGCAUCAACGAUAUAUCCUCAGGACCUCCAUCUGCAUAAAUUCUUCCAGCACUGCCAACUGAUGAAGACCACAUCAAAUGGUAACCCAGCAGAACUCAUCAAGUACCUGAAGUGCCUACAUGCUGUGGAGACUCAUGUUAUCAUCACCUUCCUCCCAACGGUGCUGAUGCAGCUGUUUGAGGUGCUCACAACCGCUACCAAAGAAGCCCAUGAGAUUGCUGUCAACUCUCUCCGUGUAAUUAUACAUAUAGUGUCCAAAUGUCAUGAGGAGGGACUGGAACACUACCUUCGCUCCUUCGUUAAGUAUGUCUUUGUGACAAACGCUCCGGCAGCAGGAACCUCGGCGACCACUCAUGAGGUGCUGGCCACUGCUGUUACAACCACCCUUAAGCAAACUGCGGAUUUCAACACCAGCAAUAAACUCCUAAAGUAUUCAUGGUUCUUCUUUGAAACCAUGGCAAAAUCCAUGGCCCAGUACCUGCAAGAGGGGAACCGCAUAAAGAUGCCACGGUCCCAACGCUUCCCUGACAGUUUUCACCAGGCGCUCCAAUCCCUGGUGUUGUCAAUCAUGCCUCACAUCACCAUCCGCCACAUGGAAAUCCCAGAGGAAGCGAGAUGCAUCAACUUGAGCCUGGCCAGUUUGAUUAAGAGGUGCCUGACGUUCAUGAACAGAGGCUUUGCGUUCGGCCUGGUCAACCACUACAUGUGCCACUUCAGUCUGAAAGAUCCAAAGGUGUUGACAGAAAUGAAGUUUGAGUUCCUCAUGGCCGUGUGUAACCACGAGCACUUCAUCCCGCUGAACCUGCCCAUGGCGUUUGGCCGAACCAAACUUCAGAGAGUGCAAGAUUUAAUUCCGUAUGCGACGGAGCUUUUUGGCCCUGUAGAACAGAGUCUGGAGUUCAGCCUGACAGAGGAAUACUGCAGGAAUCACUUCCUGGUUGGUCUCUUGAUGAGAGAAAUAGCUGAGGCCUUGCAGCAGGGACCUGAGGUCAGACAGCUGGCCGUGAGCAUACUCAAGAACCUCCUCAUUAAACAUGCCAUGGAUGAUCGCUACACGGCCUUCAAGAACCAACAGGCAAGGAUCUGCAUGCUGUACCUGCCACUUUAUGAGCUGCUCUACCAGAACCUGAAGCAGCUGUCAGCUCAGCCACAGAUGUCAGGUCUUGGACUUGCUUUGAAUGGCUCCCGAGACGACCUGAUAUCAUCGGCCUCCACUGACAGCAGGAGAAUCAGCACUGCCAUUGAUAAAGACCACGGUCUUUCGGCUCUGAAUGGUCAGGCGGUGAGGAGAGAGGACUCCAGAGGCUCUCUGUUUAUGGAUUCGGGAACAUCAGACAACCUUGAGCUACAGCGUCGUUGCUCCACAAUGAGCAGUAGCGCCGGUGCUCCUGUUGGCAGACUGGGGCUCUAUGAAAUCAAGGGCCUCCUGUUCUCUUUCCUGCACAUUGUCAAAACUUUGUCAGAGGAAACUCUAACAGCCUACUGGAGCAAAAUCAACCCUCAGGACAUUAUGAAUUUCCUCAGCUUGCUCGAGACUUGUAUUAUCCAACUUCGGUACAUUGGCAAGAGAAACAUAAGCAGGAACCAGGACAUAUGUGUGUCAAAGCUCUUCUCUUCGGACAGGAAGUCUCAGACGAUGCCAGCCAUGCGUUAUAACCGUGCUAGCCUGAUGCAGAACAAGAUUCACCAGUUCAGCACCAUGGACACCUCUCUCACCCUCAACAUAGGAACGGGUCCCACGGAAGCAGAGGUCCACCAUCAGGCUCUGCUGGAGGGUAACAUCUCCACCGAGGUGUGUCUGAGCAUCCUGGACGUCCUCUCUCUUUUCACUCAGUGUUUUAAGACCCAGCUGCUGGACAGCGAUGGUCACAACCCGCUGAUGAGGAAAGUGUUCGAUGUCUACCUGACCUUCCUUAAAGUGGGCCAGUCUGAGGCUGCAAUCAGACACGUCUUUGCUGUACUCCGAGGUUUCAUCAGCAAGUUCCCGUCUGUGCUGUUUAAAGGCCGUGUGACACUGUGCGAGGACCUGUGCUGCGAGGUGCUCAAAUGCUGCGUAUCCAAGCUCGCUGCCCUGAGGGCCGAGGCAUCAGCGCUGCUGUAUCUGCUGAUGAGAAACAAUUACGAGUACACAAAGAGAAAGACUUUCCUGCGCACACACCUGCAGAUUAUCAUCGCAGUGAGUCAGCUGAUCUCUGACGUGGCGCUCACGGGCAGCUCCCGUUUCCAGGAGUCCCUUUCCAUCAUCAACAAUUUUGCAAACAGCGAUAAGGCCAUGAAGUCCACAGCAUUCCCCUCAGAAGUAAAGGGUUUGACCAUGCGGAUACGGACGGUGCUGAUGGCCACAGCUCAGAUGAGAGAGCACGAGAAAGACCCCGAGAUGCUUCUGGACCUCCAGUACAGCCUGGCCCGCUCCUACGCCAGCACGCCUGAGCUGCGACGCACCUGGCUGGACAGCAUGGCCCGAGCACACCUGAAGAAUGGAGACUUGUCUGAGGCUGCCAUGUGCUACGUUCAUGUGGCUGCACUUGUUGCGGAAUAUCUGCACAGGAAAAAGUUGUUCCCUUGCGGUCUGGCUGCUUUUAAGAAGGUCACCUCUAACAUCGACGAGGAAGCUGCAAUGAAAGAGGACACAGGAAUGCAGGACGUCUACUACACUGAGGAAGUCUUGGUGGAGCACCUUGAAGUCUGUGUGGAGGCCUUGUGGAAAGCCGAACGCUACGAGCUCAUCACGCACAUCGCCAAGCUUAUAAUCCCCAUCUAUGAGAAACGUCAUGAGUAUGAAAAACUGAGUCGGCUGUAUGACACUCUUCACAGAGCCUACAACAAAAUCAUGGAGGUGAUCCAAUCGGGCCGAAGGCUGCUUGGGACAUAUUUCCGAGUUGCUUUUUAUGGGCAGGGCUUCUUUGAGGAAGAGGAUGGAAAGGAGUACAUCUACAAAGAGCCCAAACUCACCGGCCUUUCAGAGAUCUCACAGCGGCUGCUAACCCUCUACGGGGACAAGUUUGGUCAAGAAAACGUCAAAAUCAUCCAAGACUCAAACAAGGUGAACCCCAAAGAGCUGGACUCCAGGUUCGCCUAUGUCCAGGUGACAUUCGUCAAGCCCUACUUCGAUGAGAAGGAGGCACCAGAGAAGAAGACAGACUUUGAGAAGUGCCACAACAUCAAUCGCUUUGUGUUCGAGACACCGUACACGCUUUCGGGAAAGAAACAUGGUGGCGUAGAGGAGCAAUGCAAAAGGAGGAUCAUCCUCACAACUGUCAACACUUUCCCGUACGUGAAGAAGCGCAUCGAGGUGGCGGGGGAGAGGCAGGUGGAGCUGAAGCCCGUAGACGUAGCCAUCGAUGAGAUGAAGGCGCGGACAGCGGAGCUGACCAAGCUGUGCUCCAGCCAGGAAGUGGACAUGAUCCAGCUGCAGCUCAAGCUGCAGGGCUGUGUCUCCGUCCAGGUGAACGCAGGCCCCAUGGCGUAUGCCAGGGCGUUCCUGGAUGAGAGCAAAUCCAACUCAUCCGGCAGUAAGAAAGUCAAAGAGCUUAAGGAGGUUUUCAGACGUUUUGUCGAAGCGUGCAGCGUGGCGCUAGACAUUAACGAAAGAAUCAUUAAGGAGGACCAGUUCGAGUAUCACGAGGGCCUGAAGUCUAACUUCAAGGAUAUGGUGAAAGAACUGUCUGACAUCAUCCAUGAACAGAUCUACCAGGAGGACAUGAUGCGAUCGCUUCUUCAGAACUCUCUCCACGUGUUUCACGCCAUCAGUGGGAUGUCCACAGACCUGAGCUGACCUCAAGAACCGCCACUCUCUUUCCAACACCCACCACUUGUAAUGUUUAUCUACCCCACCCCUGGCAAGGAUGCCAUCUGCCUAUCUGCUGCA